This is a messenger RNA of Amoebophrya sp. A120, 9618 nucleotides long. Lineage: Eukaryota; Dinophyceae; Syndiniales; Amoebophryaceae. The record is from the annotation of a GenBank genome assembly.
GUUGCUGGUCUGUGUUCCAACAGGGCCACGGCUGAAACUACCUCAGCCGCGAGGGGACCGCCGGGGGAGUCGACAAUUGGAACCGAGGGUGGGCGAGCGGCGGCAGCUUCCGAAGAAGCGGGGGACACUACUACAGGGCAGCUGCAUCUCGUGCCUGCUAUGCGCUUUCCACCUGGUCUCGGCCUGGAGCAGACCGAAGAACUGAUGCGAGCGCUGCCAGCACAGCAAGUCUCGUCUCCGCAAGUAGACCAGUCGCGGCGCCAGGAACGUGAUGAUCUCCACGCUGCGCCACGAAACAAAGUUGGGGAGAACUACGAGAAGAACCCGCCAGAGGAAAUCAUAAAGAUGAACCACCUGGACCACAUAGAAUCGUCUUCCGCAGGCAAAUAUGCAUUGCAAAUAUGUCUGGCUCUGGAAAGGUACAACUUGUGAUGUUGCAUUUGGAUGUCAAAAAAAAUCUGUAUUGCAUGAGCAGCAAAAGGAAUCUAAUUUUUGCUACGCGGAGAGGACAUUUGUCAUGCGGAAUAGGCAUCGAAAAGGCCUCAAAAAAUCUGGGAUGCUAGGGCAUGCAUCACAGACAUCAUAGCUCAUGCAAAACGUGCGUGACAUUCUUCAAGACCCAGACAUAUUUGCAGUUGAUAGCAAAACCACAUCUACCGGGUACCCGUCCCCGGAAGUUGACAUGUUGGCCGUGGAAUCAGUACCACCAGAAAGUGACCACCAAUGGUCUGCUCUUUUCCACCCUGCUAACACCUCUUCUUCCCCAGCACCACGAAAGCAGUCUCCAGUGCUGGAAGAGGGAGCUGGAACCAAGGGCGUCGGCAGCGCUGCAGUGGUUCCUGGAAUUUCUGAAAGCAGCAGCAGCCAGCAAGAGACCAUCACUGAAAAUGGUAUGCAUGUUCCAGGGUCGACGCUAGCGCCCCACGGCGAACCUGUCUCUGACGAUUUUGCUUGUUACCCGAUAUUAAGCUGUUCGAGCGUGGCCGACGGUUCGGCAAAAAAUUCAUCCAGUUGUGCUGUUUCUAGUUGUUCAACUUUUACUUUUAUCAAGAGGAAAAGCUGCGCCCCGCUCCGAUGAUUUCGAAGUGCUUCCGAUGCACCGGAGGCAUUGCUGUAAGCAAGCACUUGCGCUUCGUUGUCUGGGCAUGAUAGGUGUCGGAACUGUGCGUGAUAACAAUAAGCAUACGGCCAUAGGCAUUUUUUGUAUUUGUUUGGUAAGUAUGAAGUAUAAUGAAAGCGGGGCACUUUUUGUUUCGAUAAUUUUCGCCGGUCGGAUGUCGCACCAGGACCAGGAUCACGACCCUGCCGAAGAACUACUCUUGGGGCCGCUGCCUCGUACAGAGUCGGCGAACACCAGUACCAGCGGCAGCGUGCAAUUGGAAUCCCUGCAGCGCACCAUUUCCAUCCGGACGACCAACAUGUUGGCGCGUACCUUUUCCAACAAAUCAACAUCCACAUUCCCGCCCGGGGAGGGGAUCAUGCAGCACCAGCUUACAGAGAAUGGCUGCAGUCUCGCCGCUGAAUUAAUGGCGGGGACUACACAACAUCACGGGGGAGACGGAGCAAGCUGCUGGGCGCCCUCAACGUCGUCGAUGGUGGAGGAGCUCUUGUUCAGGCUUGCACGACCCUCAAAGAUGUCCAGAAUUAGCACUGUAGCGGAGCAGAUGGCGGCCCCAACGGGCGGGGGAGCUGCUUCUCAUGAAGGUACUGGAACUGGCACAAACGCGCUGUAUAAUCACACUGGUUCGGUGCCGGUUCUGCCGAACACGUCCGUGUCAACAUCAUCAAACCAAGUCGUCUCGUGCCAAGGCGGUGUAGCGGCAAUUCUGCCGGCCGGAGCCGUGCAGCAACCCACGACCUCCACAACAACUGCGAGCAUUAUACCGACAGCAGCGGCUGCGACCUCCACCUCCAGCGUGAAAAAUGUUUCGCCGAGUGUCCCCCACCACAUGGCCUUGCUGCCACCGUCAGCGCGAUCUGUUACCGGCUCCACUACCGGCGGCACGGGAGUUACGGACACGCACUCCUUCUGGUCGGGCGCUCGAGGGUAUCGAACAGAAAUAAACAAGCACACCCGUCCCAUGAUUGCAAGAUAUAUCUCGCGCUGUUUCAGGUACUAUCGCAGAAGGUUGUCCCUCUUGUUUGGCUUUUGUUCAGGAUGCUGACCAACUUUGUAGGAAACGUCUGCAUCCCUAUGUUGCCCAUUAUUCGCAUUUUUACAUCUCUCGCAUGGCCGACGACGCCCAGAAAGCAGGGAGUCAUACCCAUAUGAUCGGUAGCACCAUACUGCACGUCGUGCGGAAGAUCUGAAUUGCACGUCGUGCGGAAGAUCAUCAGCAUUAGGACAGAAAAACAGCAUAAGACCGCAAACACAUUUUGUUCUCUGGUACUACGGGAGGUGCGUCUUUUCUCUUCGAUACAGAUUCCUCGUCCCGCUCCAGUUCCUUCGCUGGCGGUUUGUUGGCGAGGGGCGGCGGGCCCUACAAUGUGCGAAUGGCGGAAAAGCUACCCUCCAUUGAGGGGACGAGUGCAGCAGCUGGUGCACAGCACGUCGCUGCAGCAGGACCUGGACCUGCUUCGUCCACAGGUGGUAUAACAGCAUCACUUCUUGCGGACCAAACCGCCACCACAGCCACCGCCGGACGACAUCAGCCCCUUGUGCAUCCAGACCCCCAUGAUUCUCUGCGCCUGCAGGCAGCUGCACCGAUGCAGUGGCAGCAUUGUUCGCAGCCCAACGCUCAAGAUGACCAGCAUUUUGUUUAUUCCGUGCAGCAAGGUACUUCUGCUUGCGUUAGUGCGAGCACCAUGCAGCAGAGUUGCACCACAAAAACCAACAUGGGAGCCGCGCCCUCCGUACUGGCCCCACAGUAUCUCAACAGUACUCCGCCAUUGUACAAGACUUUGUCGACGUAUGAGAGAGAGAGUGCACACCUGCUUCCCCUCCCCCUCAUCUGAAAGGCCUGGGCACAUCACAAACCACGUCAGAAAUGUACUAAUCGCCUGAAGGGAAAAUUUCAAUUUUCGCCUGGACGGUGGUGCGGCUUGGGGUCUUGAAACAUGUCAGGCAACUACGUGGUACAUAAAGGGAGCAGCGUGGCAAAGAAAUGAGGUAACCGUAACGCAGUUAUGCCUUUGCAUGACAAAUGUUCGGGUGUUCCGGGCUGUGCUUUGUGCUCCCCUCGGACCCCGCACCCCCCCGGGCUCAGUAGCGCAGUCUGUUAAGCAUGACAAAUGAAGCUCGCGAUACUUUUCGCGGUUCUGACCCUAGAUCUCCUGCGGCCGUAGCUGCUUGCGGCGACGGUGCAAAGGUUUUCGAUGUGGCGCAGUCGGGUAUGCAUGACAAAUGAAGCGGACGGGGGGAGUUGUGCACUCUCAUACGACGGGCACGGAGCAAGAUUGGACGCAGCUGAAGUUACCAACUGCGAGAGAAGAGGAUAGUGAAGACAAAAACAUGAAUAACGAACAGCACGGAAGCGACAUGACAGUAGGCGUUAUUGGUGUGGUUCCUGAGCAGCUGCACCACCUGCGGAAGGAGCAGCUCUCCAAAACUCCCUCAGUUCAUCAGGCGCGGCCAGAAGGAGAGCUUCUCGUUGUGCAUGAUCCGGCUAGAAGAGCAGCAGUGCAAGUUAGUUGUACUUCGACCACAGUAGGAGCAUCAAUCGAGGAACAACCUCAGAGCGUGGUCCAACUAAAUCAACUCUCCAGCAUCGGCCCCGGCCACACCAGCAGCUCGGGGCACCAGCAGCUGCAGCACCCGCACCCCGUCUUCAACAUCAGCAACCACGACGUUCUUGUUCCCAAUCAACAGCAGCACGAAAAUAUUGUCCGAAGUAAUCACAUUCAGCACCUACCUGCGUCAGCAUCAUCUACGCCGUAUGCCACAAACUUUCCAUCGCACAGCAAAUACAACAACGAGUGCGCAGAAGGCAACGCGAACGCGCAGCUGCAGAAGCGCCCCACGACGAACACUAAUUUUUACGCCAGCAACAACGAUGCAUUUUUCAAUUGCAGUGCAGCACAAGCUAGUACCAAGCAGCCGAGCGUCUCCCCCGUACAGGCAUACCAAGACAAUUGGGCGUGGCCCGACCCGGCCGCCAUCGCGUCGGCCACCUACGCGGCACAACUCCCGUCGCAGAUGUUGGGUGCGCAGUCGCACACGGGCAUCAUUCCCAAUCCGCAGCAUCAGAUUUGUAGUUUCAAUUUCGCAGGCGCUUCAGGUAACGCAUACUCAAACCCGAUGACCAACUGGUCAGCAGGCAAAAACGGUGGGCCGUACAACCAACAGGCGCCUCCGUCUGCUCCGCAGAACCCACAAAUGUCGGUAUUUGUACUACGCGGACAUUGUUCUCUACUCUUCAUGUUUUCAGAAGAUGCGCAGGCAUCUAACGACCACAAAGGUCGCUGUUUCAUAUUCCGCGGUGCUGUGCGUUUGCUGUAGUUAGCCGAGUUAGAUAUUGCUGCUUGUUGCGGUGUUCUUUCUUUCUUCUCUUUCUCUGUUAAAUGGUACUGGUACCAAAGCUAAAGUUUAAAAAACUUUAUACUUAAACUAUAACUAUCAGAUGGACAAGCACUACCCUUCAAACGGGCCCGCGAGUGUCGGCUAUCUGCACAGCACCGCAAACCAUGGCUCCUCUUGCACCGGACCACAUGCGGUGCCGCUCCAAGCACCGGUCCUACAGGAGAGCGCCUCGAAGCUGCAAGAUAAAAACAAAAAGUACAAAUGUAAUAUACUCACUUCAGUAAUUUUUCCUGCACUCUGGCUCUGCUGGAGGUGCGCGUGCGUAAGACACUAUGAGUAGCGUUGUAUGUAGUAAGAUGUCAAGAACAAAUCUAGGCAAAAACAGAAACGGAUGCUGAUAAGUACAGAAGAUGAAGUUUUUUUGUUGCACGACCUGCUGUUCCAAACUGUGCCCCCGUUUGGUCAAAUAACAGCUCUACUUCGUCGAAAGCAAGCGCCUUAUGGAGUGCAAAAAUGUCUGGGUCUGGGAGAUUGCAAGAUUUGUCAUGCAUAUUUUGCAUGAUCCAUAAUGGCCGUAAUGCAUGGCCUAGCAUCACAGAUUUUUAGAGCGCUUCCUUAUGCCUAUUCCGCAUGACAAAUGCCAUCUCCGCGUACUGCGGGAGAAAAUAGAAAAAGCGGAAAAUGAGGUCCCAGACCUAGCGAUAGUAAUGAGAAGGGGAAAAGGUACUGCAGACAGAGCUGAAGUGAAAAGAAACACCGAGGAAGGGAAAAGGGAAGAAAUACCGCUCAGGGUGGCGAACGUGCUCAAUCAUGACAAUGAGUACACGGAAUGGGUGCGGUUUGAUUUUGGGCCGAAGCGGAUUCCACUGAAGCCAGUGUGGGAAUGGCCGGAAAUGUCGAAAAUAGAGAGGCAAGUUUAUAUCCACAGGAAAACGAAAGAAAAGGAAACCGGGGGAGACGAAAAGAAGAAAAAAGAAGACGUAGGAGACGGAAAAGAAAUCGGACAAGAUACAGAAAAAAAAGACAGGGCGAACCCUCAAAACACGAAAGCACCGAAAAAGACCGGCAGCGCUGCCAAGACAGGAGAGGAGAGCAGCGCCACAAGCAGCCAAGAUAAAAGAAGCCAACCGGAUAAAAAAGACAAAAAAGAAGGAAAGCGGGAGGACAGAAGGGAAGGCGAAGCGCUGUCUGAGACAAUUCUGCGACUGAUCGAGAAAGAAAAGAGGAAGGCAGAGGAAAAUGGUGAUGAGAUGGCACAAGGGGCGUUUAGGAUAAUUCAAAAAGCGACAAAACUGUUGCAAGAAGUCGAAGGAAUGGAAAAAGAUGAAGGCAAACGCAUGGCAGACGAAAAAGCGGAGGUGGGGGCGACGGACGAGAAAAGGGACGACAACAGUGAAGAUAGAGAAAAGGACGAGCAAAAAGACUUCUACGAGGCAGAAACAUACGAGGGCACCCGUAGAGGAUAUGUUUUCAAAAGAGGGAUGAUGGGACAGGGAUACUACAUAGAUCAGGGCCCAGAAGAGGCAACGCGAGCUUUUUUCAGAAAUCUAGUGGCGUGGGGAGAGGAUGAGAAAAAGGACGCGACCAAAAAGGAGCAGGCGGAGAUAGAUGGAAAAUAUACAGAAGCGAAGCAGGAGCAACAGAAAAAGAGGAAAAUUGAGAAAGAAGGCGAGCAAGUUAGCCACGAGGACGGAUGCAGGGACGCGGGGAAAAAGCGAGAGCAGGAGGCCCAUAAAUUCCCCACAGUCGAGCAAUUAAUGGCGGAUGGCGCGAUACUGGAGCAGGAAGAAGAGAAACAAAGGGAAAGCGAGAGAAGAAAACAGGAAGAAAAGAAGAGGAGGAGGCAAAUGCAGUAUGAAACCCCUAUGCAGAGAGAAUUAGCCCAGAUGUAUAGAGCUCCUCAAGAAGACAACAGCAAUAAAAAACGAACGAUGACAGCAAGAAACUUUGAACAUUAUGCAAAUAAAAUAGAGGCUGAUGCUUGGAAAGUAUAGCAGAGGCAGGAAGUGGCCUCAGACGUGACAGAAAAAAGGAGACCCAAAAAAAAACGGCGAAGAGGAGUUAGACAGGGGCUCAGGGCGAAUAAGGCGAAUGCGGGGUGUUCUGGCGGGUGCAGAGGAAAGAGUGAGGGCAAAAAGCAGAAACGUAAGUAAGAGUGAAAACAGAAAAACAAGACGGUCACGCGUGAACCCCGAUUCGAACCGUCCUUGUUUCGUAUCGUCUCCGCCUGCCGAUGGGGCAUGGCGCUGCUUCUCCUUUCGUUUCCGCCAAUUAAAGGCGCUGCUAUCCAAAACUAAUGAGGAGGAAAAGAAAGAAAAACUAUAUCAAAGAAGUGGCGCCAGGGUUGCUAAUUUAAAGACUGCGCUAAGGCAGCACCCCCCUUCCCCAAGGGGCCCCCCCGGGGCGGGCGCGGUGGCGGCUCUGCAAAUGCGGAGCUCCGCGGGCCGAUUCUCUGAAAACGCAUAAAGAAGGGUGCGGGAAACAGAUCGGUAAGAGGUGUCUGAAAGGGACAUGCCGUUGGGUCGUCCGCCAUCGUGAUAGGAUCACCGUGUCUGAUCAAUAGGCCCCCAGUAUAUUUUUUAGCGCGCAACCGGCCACAGAAGUAAGAACCGAGCAAGUUUGUAAGACUACCCCAUCAAGGCGAAACUGGAGCUCCACCUUGCUCGCGGGCUUGGAUGGUAAGGCAGGUCAGCCACACAUAGCGCCCACUGGUUGCAGCCAUGCGUAAGUAAUCGAUAGCGGUUUUGCAGGUGCGGCCGGGUGGUAGUUAGGAAGUGGGCCGGGUCUCCACCUAGGGGUAUCGGCAGAGGCUAAAUCUGUUCUAACGCCCAGGUAUUGGCAGAGGCUAAAUCUGUUCUAACGCCCACCCGCCAGGAGUUAAAUGGUGCUACUACUACUACUACUACUACGCGUAGCAAAAAAAGCGCUCCCUUUGCUGCUCAUGCAAUACAGUUUUUUUUGGAAACCAAAUGCAGCAUCACAAGUUGCAUUUUUCCAGACCCAGACAUUUUUACAUUUGAUACGCCUCCUCCAAGGGCAAAAAAAGCGGAUGCUCGUGGCCCGCAACGGCAUAUAAUGGAGGUGCCUAUUGAAAGGAAAAAUCCCCCCUCCCCAUAUCGAAAAGGUAUGAUUUCGAAAAUUUGUAUUGCUGAUUUGAGGUCACAAAUCAUAUGUAUCUUGCAAGAAGACGAGGGCGGGAGCUUUCGCCCCAUUAUGGAGGCGAUUUGUCAUGCUGUUGGGCCUAAAGGGGAGCCGUUUGCCAUGCUGAGCAACUAGACACAUAAGCCCCUAUCUAGCCUGGAGAUCUGCCCGAAGUGCCUCUCUACAAUACAAAGCUGAUUUGUCUACGCAAAUCCAGCAUCAGAAACUUCCUUUUGAUAUGGGGAGGGGGGAUUUUUCCUUUUGAUAGUGCCCCCUCGAUGUCCUGUGGAACGCCAUCGUAUCAAAUGUAAAAAUGUCUGGGUCUGGGAACUUGUGAUGCUGGGUAGCGUCUCAUGAUGAGGCUACAGAUGCUGGCUCAGCAUGACAAGUUUCUGAGCUCCUAGGUGUUGCCUAUUCUGCAUGACAAACUGCGCUUCUGCAUCACAGAAAAACGCAGCUCUUGGGUAACGUGCAUGACAGAUUUAAGAGUCAUGCCAGACAAGCAUGACAAACAUGAAUUCUUCCAGACCCAGACAUUUUUACAGUUGAUACAUCGACCAGCACGACGACUCCGGUGCUGCAUCUCCUACCACCUUACCCAGAUUUCAACCACGGAAAAGCAGCCACCUCCCCCGCCACACGGCCGGACCCGCGUGCCGGGCGAGGGAAGGGAAAGGUCCAAAGCAAGGAUGCAAAAAGUAGUAGCGAAGAUCCACACCAGCAAUUAUAUAAUCACAGCCCAGGGAACGCGAACCAGUCCCACGAGCACCCUUUCGCUUACAAGCACGCACCGGGGGGCAACGGCUACAGCAACAUCAGCAAAAGUGGUACCUACAUGAAUAGCGCGCACAGCAGCACCAGCAGCAAGCGACCGUACGCUGCGGAGGGCAAAAAUCAGACCGUGGCAAAUGCUCGACUGGCGGAAAUCAUGGAUCUUGAGUCGGGCCGAAAUGGCACUCAGGUUUGUCUUUGCUUCAUAAGUUUUUCGAUAUGGCGUCUGCUAUGGCUAAAUUUUUCUGUGUUCCAUGUUGCUGGGCACAAGCCUUGACGUUGAGGAUAAAGAUAAUGCAUGGUAUAUAUAGCAUGUUGAUUGGGAAAAACAAGAUGAAGAUGUAUUUAUUAAACAGGACGAUGCCGAAAAGAUGAUUUCGAACGCCGAGCUGCAACGAACCUUGAGUAGCGGCAAUGUGAUGCCGCGCUUACGUCUCCGCGGUCUUCCUUUCACCGCCGCUGAAGCAGACAUUCUGGUAUGAUAUAGCGAUGACAAUAAACCUUUCUGUCUCAUUACGCGCAGAGCACAAUUCCCAUGCGAGUGCGACAGCGACAUCGAAAAAGAAUACAAAAUAGUCCCGUCCUAUGCCAUGCGUGUUUCCCACUUCGACUGUCCCUUGUAUUCUGUAUGAAAGUUCCUGUUGCUCUUGGAUACCUAUGAAAAACAAAAGCGACACUGACAUUGGGUACUUGGUCAUGAUGAAGAUCAUGGUCAUCAAGUAGAUCUUCAUUGAUGGACGUUCACAACCACAACAACAGCGCUGGUUGCAGGUUCACUGCGUGAACAGCUCGCGGAUUGUGUGCAUCGACCUGAUUAUCGCAAGAAAAAACCGUCUCACUCGCAACUUUAUAUGCGGAAGCUUCUUGGAGAUGCAGUUGCUGUCUCUUCUUUUGUCCCGCUCGACAUGCAAGAAUCGUGUCUUUCGCACGUGCACGUGCUUUCCGAUUCGGUUGUUUAUGGUGCAUGAAGAAAUGCCGCUCAUGUUAUUCUGAAUUAAUACUACAUUUGUGUUGCUGAGGAGGAGUGCGCAAAGCUUUGGGACCACUUUUUGAGGCAGCUUUUUCGUGGGAUACCUAUGAAGCGGCCAGAUGGCAAACCAAGUGGGCAAGCGCGGAUCUACCUGCACGGAGGUACACCGCAGGACGCAAUCGAGAUGCAGUCCAAGUUACAGUUCAAAUACAUGGGAAACCGGUACCUGGAGGUGUUUGUCGAGAACCCGCCAAACCACAAAAGAAAUUAUUCUUGA